GACGCCUCGACGUAACCCUUCUCCUCAAGGCUGCAGCGACAACAACAAGGAAGUGAUUGAGCGAGAAGGAGAGACGCCGCCAGAGCCAGCCAUUGCCGUCCAUAGUCCUUUUCGACCCCGCCGCCGCCGCCGCCAUCAUGAACAGCAAAGGCAAGAGAGGAGGUCAAUAUCCUACACAGCCUUCCUACCCAGUUCAACCUCCUGGUAAUCCAUCAGUGUUUCCACAGACCAUACCACUUCCUCAGGCUCCACCUUACACUGAAGCUCCUCCUGCUUACUCAGAACUCUACCGCCCAAACUUCGUGCAUCCUGGGGCUGCCACUGUACCAACAAUGUCUGCAGCUUAUCCUGGUGCUUCAUUGUACCUUCCUAUGGCUCAGUCUGUAGCUAUGGGCCCAAUGGGUUCUUCAGUUCCAGUGGCUUUUUACCCUGUGGGGCCAGUCUAUCCUCCUGGAUCCACCGUUCUUGUUGAGGGUGGCUUUGAUGCUGGAGCAAGAUUUGCAGCUGGUGCCCCUGCAAAUAUUCCUCCUCCUCCUCCUGGCUGUCCUCCAAACGCGGCCCAGUUGGCUGUCAUGCAGGGCGCCAGUGUGCUAGUGACGCAACGGAAGGGGAACUUCUUCAUGGGGGGCUCAGACGGUGGCUACACCAUCUGGUGAAGGAAAGGGGGGGCUACAUUGGUGUAAAGGAACGACAUCACAUACUGUCAGCACUUCUCACAAUGUAACCGCUUUAGUCGUAUUAACCUGGAGUUACAGUUUAGACACAUGAUGCAGGGUGUCUUCCUGGUGCCCUGACCCUUCAGGCACUUUUUCUUUUAAAAAUUAAAAAAAAGAGCAAACUUUAAAUACAAAACCAUGCAAUGGUAGGAGUGCCUCUCUUAAAUCUUUGGGGGUUAAAUUGCAAAAUGAACAUGAGCUAAGCUGACCCAUGAGUUUCCCUUUAAUUCCACUGGAGAGUGCUAGAGACUGCAGCAUUUCUCCUCUCUGUCUUUCGCUUUUAUUAAUAAACUAUAUAUAUAAAACCAGGUGUUUGGGGUGGGGGUGGGGCAUGGGAAGGGGUCGGGGGGCAGAAAUGGAAGGUUGAAAGAAAGCCUGGCUUCCAAGUAUCAAACGUAUAAAAAGCUUGCAGAUAAACCUAUUACCAAUGGAUAGGAUUAAGAGAAUGCAUCUUCUUUUCUCUUCCGUAGAAUCAGUGGUGCUGAGGAGAAAGGUAGUCAACACAUAUUUCUUUUCAAGGCGGAUGAUGGAUGCCUGUUAGAGGAAUGGGGCUUUGGGGGCUCAAUUCUUGAUUUCAGAACCCCUUCCAACAGCCUCCUCUACUCACCUUUUGCUCUCUGUUCCUUUGCUUGAAAGGUUUGCAGUUUGAGCAUUGGCCCGGGAUGUUCUUUUUAUACACUCUUAAAGUGAUCUUGGACUCCUUUGCACAUUAAGAAUCUAACUGAAGCCAUGUUUUGGUGCCAGAAACACAACAUUUCAUUAAAUGCUUCCUGUACGUUUCAAAAAAUUUAAAAAAAAGCUUAAAAUGAAAACAUUUUUUUAAAGGGGGGAAUAGAGCAACCCGGUGUCUUGAUAACAAAACUGUGUAAGGAAUGUUAUUCAGGCUAGAGAGACAGGAACAUCUGGGGGAUGUCAAUCAGUGUGCAAGUUUGCUGGAUUUGAUGGAGUUCUUUUGGGUUUUGUUCUUUCUUUUUUUAAUGAAACUUUAAAAGUGACUUGGGUACAAUGAAGUCUUAUUAGGAUUAAGAAGAAUAUUUCAGGGAUCUUCAAUCUUUUUGUUGUUGUUGUUGCUUUUGUUUUUAUGAAUUAAAAAUUUAUCAGAUCUGGUGAAUAUAUUUUAUCUUAAUUUUCUGUGUUUUGUAUGUGUCAUGGUCAACCAUACAGCUGACUGUUAAUGAAAGGUUGGAAUUCUAGGUCUCUCUGUAAACACUGUGGUGCACUUAACUUGUGGACUUUUUAUACUAAAACAAGUAGAAUAAAGGCUAUUUUGAAAAUUUGAAUAAAGUGACAAAGUUGAA
Messenger RNA from Sceloporus undulatus (fence lizard), 2014 nucleotides. It is a transcript of the gene DAZAP2, whose product is annotated as DAZ associated protein 2. NCBI's taxonomy places the organism in Eukaryota, Metazoa, Chordata, Lepidosauria, Squamata, Phrynosomatidae. Bases 138 to 656 code for a protein of 172 amino acids. The transcript has 4 exons. The record is from RefSeq and is a predicted model, not a curated record.